UUUCAGUUUCAUGUGCUGACUGUUGAAGUAUCUUGGUGAUUUUAAUCAAUGAUCGAUUCGAACAGCGGUGAAUAUGUCGAAUAAUACCGAAGAACCUCGAGCUGAAGACUCUCCAGCUGUCACUGCACAGCCGAUUGUGCCUGUUGAUCUCCUUCCUGCUGAACCUGAGCCUGAGGCGCCCUCAGAAGUCGAAAGAGAGGCUUCCGAAGUGGCACCGUCACAGGAAGAGUAUGAACCACAACAUGAUAAUGAAGCUCCUCCCGUCGUGGAAACUGCUUUGCCAGCUGCGGAAGUCACUUCACCUGUAAAAAGAAUUGUCAUCGCUGAUUCUGACGAUGACGUCACAGAUGAGGAGGAUGCUAGCGGACGGGAAGCGUUCAUAGAUGAUCGCAUCAAGGAACACGACUAUGCGUCGUUCAGUGUACCCCGUCAUCUCGAAAAAGUUAUCGACUCAAAAGAGACAUUCCCUGAAAUACCAGGACUAUCAGAACUCGGCUACUCUCCCGAACAUCAAGGAUUGACUUUGGAAACUCACGUUAAUCGGAUUCCUGCCUCUUCUUCGUCGCAAAUGACAUUUGAGAGAGAACCAAACAUAAUCAACAGGUCAGCGGGGACAACUCGCGAUGCAGCUGUAUAUCGCACGUCUGACGGUCCAGCCGGCUAUCUUGCGCGCCCCAUUCGUGCAAACAUGCAGGCGUCGAGUGCAUACCGUGAUCGAAAUGUAGCUCAUCCACAGCAGCAACAUCUUUUGGUUGGGUAUGGAGCAGGAGCGCCUGUGGCUCGAAGAGUCAUGACAAGUUCAACUAUAGCAAGCCCCUCAAUCAUCCAACAGAAACGCGCGCCUCCACGGAUCGUAUCUUCGUCAGCGGGGCACGUUCGACCUGCUGGGAGUCGGCUCAGUGGUACCCCUCAUUUAUUGAUGCAGCAACAUGGACAGCGUCAGAUAGCGUCUGUGACGUCAGCACCUCCCAUGCAGCGGCAGGUCGAUCCGCCUCCGCAUCGUUCUUUCCACCAAGGAUCUGAUCCUCCUCCUCAUCGGGUGCUCCUUCUACAACCCGGUGGAACUCCUCGUGUUGCCUUUUCUCCUUCUGAUCCUAGUCAAGCGGCUUUAGCGAAUGCGCCUGCACCGCUCAUUGUACCAGGUCGUGGUACGAGACCAAUCGUUCGUGGAAGAGCCGGAAGCGCGGCCGGACGUGCCAAAAAAGAAAGUACGAGUGGAGUAUCUGGAGAAGAGACCUCUCCAGUACAAUCGCCACAGCCAUUGUCCCGCCUACCUCUCAGUAAUCCUGUCAUCGGAGGUCGUGCAGCUCCUCCGUCUCCAAGGAAGCAGGUCCACUUUUCCGAUGGAGUGGUGGUUGGUCCCCGUCCAAUCGAAGCAACCUCACCUUUCCCUGCUGCACAAUCAGUACAGGCUACCUCGUUCCCUGUUCAGCCGGACAUUGGUGCUACUCCACAAUCCAGUGCACCGCGAUCACCUCCAAAACUGACUUCCCCUCGACUGCGCUCUGCUAGUGUCUCAAAUACACCUCAUGCUGGAGUGGCAAAUACAGCUGAAGUCACUCCUCCAAUGCGAAAUGUGCAAACUACCGCGGUUGAAACGCCACCAUUACCUGAAAACUUUGUGGAAGAUGCGGUUUCUGGCCAACACACUGCUCCCGAGACUACAACGAGUAAACAGUCCACUUCAACUUUGCCUCCAGAAGUAAUGGCUGCUGCAACGUCGCUGUCGGCUCAAGUGGAUGUUGCGCAUCCGCAGUGGACUAACAACGACAUUUCUGAAGAAGAUAUCAAAGCGAAAAUUGAGGCCAUCAGUCGCGAAAUUGCUCAGGAGUUGGAGCAGAAGCGGAUGGAGACCGAAGCUCAAGCGAAAGAGCGGAAACGAGCUGAGGCUGCUCCUCCAACGCGUCGUCGGUCAACAAACGAUACUGUUUUCAGCGGAGGCGAAGAAUAUGAACCAGGCGCGUCUGCCUCCAUUCCAAGAGGAAGAGGGAGACCCAAGGGAUCGGGAAGGACGCGGUCAUCUUUGAGUAGCAGUAGCAGUACUAGCUUUGCCGGAACAAAUACACCAUCACAACAUGAUAUCUCCGACAAUUCGGUCAUUCCAGCGAGAGGGCCCGACUUCCAGGCUACCCGAGCUUCUGUCCGUACUGCUAAUCGUGUCGGCACUGUCCCCGUUACUGGUUACGAUGGUGCGAUGGCUCCAGAAUUACCUCCUCCUCUGCCUCCCAUCUCUGGAUCACAGAAUUUGCGUAGUGCUUAUCAAAGCGGGACACUUUCAUCACCUCCCCAUCCAACAUCGCCACGCAUACCUAUCUCAUCUCCACAUACGUCUUACUAUCAGCAAAAAGAUGCCAACGGCGUCUCACCUGACGAAGAUCUCGCGAAUGUGAGCACUGAUCCAAGCAGUGAUGAGGAAGAAGUGGCUGAGGAGGCCGAAUGGGGAGAUUAUGUUACACGAUGUUUGUGCGAAAUGCAGCACAAUGAUGAAUGGAUGGUGGAAUGCGAGAAGUGCAACGUUUGGCAACAUAUGAAGUGUAUGGGACUUGAUCCGAAGAAAUUUGACCAGAACGAAACUUAUCUCUGCGAAUAUUGUAAACCUCGCCCGCUUAAGUUCACCAAGAAACAGGCACAAGAGAUACAGCUGAAGCAGUUGAAGGCGGUAGCACGUGAGAAGGAGCGCAAAAUGGCAGAAAAACUGAAAAGAAGAGAAGAGCGCAAGCGAGCCAAACUCAGUCGACGCCUUAAAGAGCGAAAUCAUACAAAAGCACCGGUGAAACGAGGUCCAGCAGCCUACAAAAAAUUCCAAGUCAUACGUCGUAACGAAUACACCAAGCGAGCGAAGCAGAUGCUGGCGCUGUUUGAUACAACAGCAGGUGCUCAGAGUAUCUUGGAAAAUUCGCGGGAUUUGAGACGCGGAAAACGAAUGUUUGUCGCACCGGAUGUCGAAGGUCUUGUUGCCACCGAGUUUAUAAAGCAAGAUGAUGUGAUUAUGGAAUAUGUUGGUCACGUCUGCCUUCCUGAUGAAUGUCCUGGAAGAUUGCAGCGCGGCGCAUUGCAACCGUAUUGUGUGUUGUAUAAUGGACUGGGGCAAAAUCUGCUGUGUAUCGAUGCGCGACGUCAGGGAAGCGAUGCAAGAUUCGCUCGCAGAUGCUGCCGUUCAAACUCAACCUUAAAACAUAUUCUUCUCAAUGGAAACAUCUACGUAAUGCUUGUUGCAUCCGAAAAAAUUGAAAAAGGAACAGAAGUCACUAUUCCCUUCGACUGUGAUUUCCGCGACACUGUCGUACCAGUGGAUUGCGCAUGUGGCGAAGAUCCUAACUGUUAUAUGAAGCAGUUCAAUAACUCCCUUCGAGCCAAAAAUUCCGUUGAGGAACAUCCCAAUCAUGAUGUCCAACAAGAGGAACAGCAGUCUAACGGUAUGGGCAGUACUCGCAAAGUGGUUAUGUCUACACCUAAAAUGAAGAGUGAAAGCCGUGGUCGACCAAAGGGAAGCGGAAAGAAAGAAAAAGCGGCUGAUGAAACACCAAAGAAAAAAGGUGCUCCUGGCCGAAAGCCCAAGAAAGUUGGGAUACGUCUUCGACGUCAUUCGGAGAGCAAAAACGCUAAGUCUCCAGAAUCUCCUAAAGAACAGAGUGCAGUCAGCGAAGCAUCGGAUGUGAAGGAGGAGUCAGCAGACGCACAGAAGAAUGAACAGACAUCAGCUACUCCUGAUGUCAAUGCUGAUGCCAACGUAUCUGUUGAGAAGAAUAAAGAUGCAGAAGUGAAGGAGGAGUCUGCAGCAACACCAAGAAAGCAGGAUAAAAAGUCGACUGAAACCGAGAAUAAAGCAGAAGCUACUUCGCCAAAGAAGGAGGAUCAGCCAACAUCUGGGAAGAAAAGAAGUAGCACGGGAACUAGACCGAAAAGAGAGGCGCUUGAACUAGGGAAAGAGGUCAUGGAUUACACACUCCCUGAAGACCGAAAUAAGCCUAGCCGCGAGGAACGUAAACUGCAGGCAGCUCUGGCAGCUUUUGAAAAGAAGGAAGAAAAAGAGAAGAGAAAGGCCGAAGCUCACAAAGAAAAGGAAGUGGCUGACGCAAAAGAGAAACGAGCUUCUGGUCGACAAACUCGCGGCAGCAUGGGAAGUUCGGGCAAACGUGGACGGAGAGGUUCUGAAAGAAGCUUGGAGAGUUCUGCGAAGGAAAAAGAGAAGAAACCUGAGCCUGUGGUCGAGACAGUUACUCCUAGGGAAAGCCCUCGUGGAAAAAAGAAAAGGGAGGAAUUCAAAGAAAAUGAAGUUGUCGAAGCUACCGCUAUGGUGCAGCCACCACGGAAACGGUGGGCAGCUGCGGUCAAAGAAAAUGAAGCUGCACAGCGAGCUUCUUCACCGGAAGUUACCUCUUCAUCGUCUACUACACCAAUGGCUGCUGUCGAUGUAGCAGCGGCCGAUUCUGUCAGUCCUAGUCCUGGCAGUGUUGGCGGGAAGAAGCUUUGGCUAAGGCGACAUGCUGCCGAGUCGAUCAGCGAAGAAAACUUGCAAACUGUCGAAACUGCCUCAACUCCUGAACAACCUCUCUCUUGUGCCGCAGAUUCUACAAGUGAUAUUGCUGCUGCACCUCCUAGAGUGCAAAUGAGCCCUCCACUGAAAAAGCGGCGGCAUAUGCUCGAAGCGUGCCAGUCUGACGAACAUGUCGCAGCUGCAGCAUUGGCUCAGAUGGGCUCGAAAGCGGAAGGAUUCCGCUUCCACUGGAACAUGGCCCUCCGGUCAUCUGUACCAUCGUGGACAGAAUCAUCGAAUGUGGAUUUUGAACUGGCUGGAUCUGUUCAAAAGCCUCUGCCUCCUCCAACUUCGCGUAAUAGCGUGACGACAGAUACAGUGCCUGUGGAAACUACCGCAACUACAUCCGCUGCAUCAACGUCAACGACGGCUUCCCCUGCUGAAGUGAAAAAGGCAAAGCGGCUAAGUCUUGAAGACUACAAGAGGCGACGUAGCAAUAUGGCAUCUGAAAGCGGUGUCACUCCAUCAGCUGCUCCCGCCACCAAUGCUGCGCCUUCUGCAGAAGUUUGGACUCGUACUUCAGAAACCACAACCACCACCACUAGAAUAACUCGAUCCUUCAUGCCACCUAUGGAUGCCCCAUUGGAACAAAGUUCUGUUUUGCGGCCCAUAGGCGCCGAUAUCCCAAUACCUGCCCUUGGAGUUCCUCCUGACUUAGAAGUGGUGAAGAAGAUGAUUCUUGAAGAGGCAUGUCUCCCUCCGCCACCUGCACCUCCCCCAUUGCCCACACCUACAGAUCCAUCAGUCACUCCAUUUGCAUCGACAAGUGACAUGUCCGUGGCUUCCAGCUCGGAGUCGGGAGAGGAACGGAUGUCAUUAGCCGAUCGGCUUGCAAAGGAAUUUGGCGUUGGUACUGCGGGAUCUUCCCGGUCUCCGAAGUCUCUCUUCUCAUCAGGAGGUGGCCAGAGAGUACCGAACGCCAGAGAUGUGCCACCUCCUCCUCCGCCUGGUCCGCGCCCAACUCGAAACACUCGAUGGUGAUCUACCGGUGAUCUCUUGCUUCUUUCUAUCCAAAUCUCUUGUGCUUCGGCAUGGAACUGGAUUUCCCUCCAAGCCAUCUACCUCGCCUUCCCACUUCUCCGCGAAUCCCGGUCCCUCUGUCGACUUCGCUUUGGGUGCGCGCUUCCAUUCGUUUUUUUCCCAUAUUUACACUCAAUAUUGAUAGCAUCAUAUGCUGAAGUUAUGUCUAUUUUCCAAAUAUUCGUCAGAUAUGGUGCAUACUUUUUGUGUAGUGUGCAUGAUUAUCCAUAUAUCUACUUUCGUUUAUGUUUAGUUUAGUCCAGAUUAGUUAUACCACCCGUUAGAUGUACAUAUUGCAUUGAUCCUCUCGAAACCAAUGCUGUAUAAAAUCAUAUUGUUCUCAAUUCCCACUCUCAAGUGACGUUUCCGAGUUCCUUUUUCUACAUGGCAAAGUGAUACUCCUAUGCAUUAAUCAUCAUUGGAAUAUGUUUGUAGUAUUGCAUUUCAAAUUGUCACUUUUGAUAGAGAGCUCGCAUUUGCCUCGUGGAACGAGGUCCCUUUCAAGCAUGUACGACACUAGUUUGUUCUCCGACUACACGCAUUGAUAUGUGUCUUAAAAACUUACAGUUGCAAUGCCGACAUCUAAUAAAGUGAACAAAUUCUACA
Messenger RNA from Cylicocyclus nassatus, 6163 nucleotides. The record is from the annotation of a GenBank genome assembly. Lineage: Eukaryota; Metazoa; Nematoda; Chromadorea; Rhabditida; Strongylidae.